Molecule: messenger RNA, 1362 nt
Organism: Erigeron canadensis
Lineage: Eukaryota; Viridiplantae; Streptophyta; Magnoliopsida; Asterales; Asteraceae
Exons: 5
Coding region: 47-994 (315 amino acids)
Biological process (GO): ribosomal small subunit biogenesis
Source: RefSeq, a predicted model, not a curated record
CCCCCCUCAUUCUUCAAGUUUGUAUACUGCAAUCUCUUGAAAAAUAAUGAUGAACAAGAUGCUUUUAAACCCUAAAUCAGCUCACAAAUUGCUCAACCUGCUACCAUCCAUUCACACCUCACUCCGUUUCACGUCGUCGUCAUCAUCACCAUCUUCACCGGCCAUCACCUUUCACUCACACUUCCAUCAAUUUAACUCUAAUAAAAAAACAUCUGAAUUACCACUUUUUUCAACAUCUCUUAAAACCCCAUCAAGUUUUUACCUUUCCUUUGCUAAAUACUCAACCACCACUGACAAUGUUUCAUCUGAAGCUACCCACAUUGAUAAUCCCGAAGAUUUAUCUCACUCUGACUCAAAUGAUGAGGUAGAACCAAUUGACUUAUGGGAGGAAGAAGAUGAAGCUGAGCCUGAGAUUGGAGAUGGUGCUGAUGGAGGUGGUGUUGUUCUACAAAACUGUCAUUGGGGUGAAAAAGUACUAUCUAUUGCCCAAGAUGUGCUGAAGCAGUUUGGUGAUGACAUAGAAAUCUUUUCUUUUAAAACCUCCCCUAAUGGAUACAUUUAUGUCCGACUUGAUAGACUCUGUAAUAAAUACGGGUGCCCCAGUAUGGAGGAUAUCAAAAGCUAUAGUCGUGAAUACAAGAAACGGCUGGAUGAAGCAGGAAAUGUUGGAGACAUUCCCACUGACUUGGCUCUUGAGGUUUCCUCUCCUGGGGCGGAUAGGCUGCUAAGAGUUCCUGAUGAUUUACAACGUUUCAAGGAAAUGCCAAUGCGAGUUAAGUAUGUUGAACAGGAGAAUUCUAGAUCCCUGAAGGAACAGAUAUUGUUUUUGGAUUCCCUUGAAGCUGAAUCAGGGAACUGUGUGUGGAGGUUAGCUGAUGUUAAGGAAAACCGAGACCCUGCAGCUAAAGGAAGGCCUAUGAGUCGCAAACAAAAGGACUGGCGACUCAAGCUGCCAUAUGAAAUGAUUGAGCAGGUAAGCUUGUACCUUGACUAAUGAAAUGACUUGAGCUCCAUCUUUUGUGAAUUUCCAAGGCCUGUUAAUCUGAAACAAUCAGAGAAUGUCGAUUUCUUGUUUAUCGUGGUUUAUUAUGAUAUUUAAAGAAACCCCAUCGGCAUAUGCUAUUAGAAAGUUAGGCUCAUAGGCUAGAUGAUGUUAUCUAUGCAACCUUAUGGAGAACAAAUACAGUUGAAAAACCGGAAGUUGAACUUCACGGAAUUGUAAGUUAUAAAACUGGUUCUUCUAUGUGUCUGGUCCUUCGCUAUAACCGGUUUUAGUUUGAGCUGUGACAUCCGGCCAACCUCAAGGCUUGUGUUCGUCUUUUCAGUUUAUCAAAAGUUAGCCUCCACUUUUAUUUUUGGUUC